Messenger RNA from Desarmillaria tabescens, 1156 nucleotides. Its product is annotated as NADP-dependent oxidoreductase domain-containing protein. NCBI's taxonomy places the organism in Eukaryota, Fungi, Basidiomycota, Agaricomycetes, Agaricales, Physalacriaceae. The record is from RefSeq and is a predicted model, not a curated record. Gene Ontology annotation, cellular component: cytosol. The transcript has 12 exons. The coding region runs from base 72 to 1025 and encodes 317 amino acids. Gene Ontology annotation, molecular function: aldose reductase (NADPH) activity.
UAUUCUUCUCUAUAAAAGUCCACAACGGGUGUAUUCGAUUUCACAUCUCUCUCUUCUCUAUCACCACCAUCAUGUCGACCGUCGUAUUGAAGAGAACAAACCAGAAGAUGCCGCUGGUUGGCCUUGGCCUCUGGAAGAUACCCAAGGAUUCGUGCGCAGAUACCGUAUACAACGCCAUCAAGGUUGGAUACCGUCUAUUUGAUGGUGCUGGAGACUACGGCAACGAGAAAGAGUCCGGUGAGGGUGUUCGCAGGGCCAUUGCAGAUGGCCUUGUCAAGCGAGAAGAUAUUUUUAUCACUUCCAAGCUCUGGAACACCUUCCACGCUAAGGAACAUGUCCACGCCCUUGCUAAGAAACAACUUGAGUUGUGGGGGAUUGAUUACUUUGAUCUCUUCCUCAUCCAUUUCCCGGUCUCUCUCGAGUAUGUCGAUCCCAACCACCGUUACCCUCCUGAAUGGUGGGGUGAUGACGGCAAAGUUCAUCUCGCGAACACGCCCAUUCAAGAGACUUGGACCGCUAUGGAAGAAUUAGUUGAUGCUGGUAUCGCAAAGAACAUUGGUAUCAGUAAUUUCCAGUCAUCUUUGAUCCUGGACCUCUUGAGAUAUGCUCGAUACGAACCCCAGGUUCUUCAGAUUGAAUUGCACCCCUACCUCAACCAACAACCACUUGUUGAUUUCUGCAAAGCUUGGGGUAUUGCGGUUACUGCAUAUUCUUCGUUUGGACCUCAAGGAUACAUCGAGAUAGGCAUGGACAAGUCCGCAGCUAGUCUUCUUACGACCGACGCGAUCCAACAAGUAGCGGCUGCAACCAAGAAGACCCCGGGACAGGUUAUCCUUCGAUGGUCCACGCAACGCGGCAUCGCGGUCAUUCCUAAGAGCACCACCGAUGACCGCCUCAUUGAGAACCUGGGCAAUCUUGACUUCAACCUGUCUGAACAGCAACUCAAGAGCAUCAGCAAUCUCAGUAUCAACCUGAGGUUAAACGAUCCAGUUCUCAUCGACCCUCGCCUCUCUAUCUUUGCAUAAGUGACGAGUCAUAAAGAAGUAAACGUGGCAUGUAUACUAGCAAGGUACAAAUGAAUCAGAUAAAGUAUUGCGAGUGAUUCUCGAGUGUUCUGCGCAGCAUGGAAUGCUAUGCGCAAGCUAUGCUUGCGGGA